AUGGCUAGGUACACACUUAUAGUAACAAUUGUAGAUAAGAUGAUGAAGACAAUCCCAAAUAGAGAACGUUUGAUAGUAGUAGUGGACGCUAGUAGGAGCAAGGUUAGUAUGGAGGCCCUGGACUGGGCUCUCAAAAACGUUGUUCGUCCAAGAGAUAACAUUCUUGUGUUGGCAGUUUUGUAUGAUAACUUCUCAUUUCCUAUUAAUAAGAAGACUCCUACCUCUGUAUGCUUUCCUUUCAAGUUUCUCAUGGGCAUCGGGGAAAGAUUAGAGUUUGGAGGGCAAGGGCAAGUGAAUCUCAGAGAGCUUGAAGAAGAAUUUGAAGAAAAAAGAGCACUUUACCAAAGUAACCUCCUACCAUUUUACAAGCAGUGCAAAAAACUUGAGGUAAAAUUGGAUGUUAAACUUGCUGCAGGAUUUUCUGCUGGGAAAUUAACAGUAGAAGAAGCACAGAACUCUAAUACCCGUUGGAUUGUUUUAGAUAGUCCCUUCAAGAAAGACAGAAUUUACAUCUAUGGACAUGUGAGCUGCAAUGUUGCAAUAUUCAAAGGAAAAGAUGUUGCAACCUUAAUGACAUCAAAAGAUUAUUCUAAGAGAAAUUGGGAAGCUUCAGAUAUCCACCAACAUCGGUGCACAACUGAAUAUCAAGAAAGGGAGUUAUCAUCUGCCCACCACCAGAUACCUUCUCAAAGUCCUUGUUGGUUUCCUUUGUCUUGGAGAAGUGAAUUCCCUCGAUGCUUUUCUCGCGAUGAAAUCGAAGUUAUGACAAAAGGAUUUUCUGUUGAAAAUGUUAUAAAAGAUGACGAUUGCAUGCAGGUUUUCCAAGGUUUGCUCCAAGAAAUACCUGUUUUAGUCAAGUGUUUCAAGGAAAGUAACAAAACAUUCUGGUCCACUCUCAAGAUCCUCAACACAAUACGCCACCGGAAUAUUGCAACGCUUGUAGGUUACUGCUGUUCUGAUGACUUGAAAAUCAUGAUUUUCGACUUUCCUUGCAAGGGCGAUGAUCUAGCACAUAAACUUGGAUGGAGAAGUAGAUGGUGUAUUGCUCAAGAAAUAGGUAGUAGCCUCCGUUAUCUUCAUGAAGAGUGCGUAGAAGGGCCAAUCGUUCACAACUCUGUGUGUUCCUCUCAUGUAGUCAUUUCACAUGGGUGCUCUGCAAUGCUUAGCCAUUUAACAACUGCGCAAUGGAUUAAGGAUGAAGAAACCUGUAAUGAAAACUUCCUAGCCGAAUGUUCAAAUCAAGGGGAAGACAAGAACUUUUGUAUUGAUAUUCAUGAUUAUGGGAUACUCCUUCUGGAGCUUAUUACUGGAAAGAAUGUCUGGCAAGGGGAGGGCAAUACCUUAAUAGACUGGGGAUUGCCACUUCUAGAGAAUGGCUUACUUUGCCAACUAAUGGAUUCUAGAUUGAAAGAAACUGAUGGUGCAUGGAUGGUUCAUCAUAUGGCUCAUGCUGCAUUACACUGCCUCAAACUUGAUUCAACUCACAACCUUUCUAUAAGUGAGGCCAUAGGCUUAGUUCGAGGUGAUACACGUGGAACAUGCAACCACUGGAAAUUUGAAAAACAUGCAGGAGACUGUUCUUGUCCCAAAAGUGAUUAA
Messenger RNA from Humulus lupulus (European hop), 1599 nucleotides. RefSeq names its product probable receptor-like serine/threonine-protein kinase At5g57670. Gene Ontology annotation, molecular function: ATP binding; protein kinase activity. Lineage: Eukaryota; Viridiplantae; Streptophyta; Magnoliopsida; Rosales; Cannabaceae. The record is from RefSeq and is a predicted model, not a curated record. Gene Ontology annotation, biological process: protein phosphorylation. The transcript has 10 exons. Gene Ontology annotation, cellular component: plasma membrane. The coding region runs from base 1 to 1599 and encodes 532 amino acids.